AUGGAGGAGUGCAUGUUCAAAAAGCACUUGGCAAGGUGUCGCCAUGUCACUGAAGCAACGACUUAUCUCACGCUCUACAACUACAUAGGAAGUUACUGCCUUUGUCAAUGCGAUCCUUGGCAUUUGACUAUUGACAGCCUCAAUGACUUUUUACACGAGCAGGGCGAAUUCUACCCGCCGGUCGCUGGAGAAAACAGCAAGCUUUCGAGCAAGCUCCGUUUGAUCAUUCAAAAGGAUGCCAUGGAUUUAGAAACGUUCACGCCAUUGAAGAUUCCAUUGCCACCAGCACAUUAUGAGCAAAUGCUCAAAUGUUUGCGGCUCCCACUGCAUGCCGUUGAGUUGACGACCUUUCUUGGACCUCUCUUCUGGUACAGAUAUGUCGUUCUCGCAGACGACGAUCCCCACCUUCAGAUAGUGUUUGGGAAGCACGAUAGCCGCAAGAAGACUGGAACACGCGGCUGGGAACUGAUCCUGUCAUACUCUUUCAAGCGACUUGAAACCACAGGGUUCGUUAAAUGGACGCCUACCGCCGAUAUUACGGAGUGCUUAUCGAACUUGCGAGACUGUGUCCUUGAUAUAAGCCACCCACUUCUCAUUCCCAGCAUUAUCAUGUCUGGCCUAGUAGCGACAACUGACGAAGUGAAGCAACGAGAAGCCCGGACUAGCAUUCGGCAACUCGAAAAGGCAAUCAGUGUCAAUGAUGAUACAACUGGCGUUUACUACGCAAAAGAUGGCACUAUCGAUUUGCGUGCCGUCGCAAGUGAUCUUACAGAACACCAUAGAAGAAUUCUCCAUAGGCCACCCAAGUUGUAUUCCAAGGUGAUUGAUAGUUUGGAAGCUGCCACAGAUUGCUUCUGGGCAAAUAUCGACUCUGCAGACAAAACCAAAGCGUUAGAUCGGCUCCAUGCGACUUUGAAGGACCGUUUCCAGUGCCACAGAGUGCGGCUCGUCGGACUGGAGAAAUACGUUUCAAUAUCUGUGGAACGCUUGAACAUCCAAAGGAGCAUGGUUUCAUUCAUUACGGCCGAAAUUGCACAGAAGGAUGCGAAACUGAAUCUCAAGAUAGCGGGAGAUCAGAGGAAAAUAGCCCAUGCUAGUAAAAGCGAUAGCCAGGCAAUGAAGGCUCUGUCCCUCCUCGGUGCUGCAUUCCUGCCUGGCACGUUCAUCGCCUCUAUUUUCAGCAUGUCGUUUUUUGACUUCCAAACUCGUCAGUACCAGCCUCAUGUUUCGUCAAAGAUUUGGAUUUACUUUGCGUUCAUGAUUCCAUUGACCACUGCUGUCCUUCUUGGAUGGCUCUUCUGGGAUCAUAAGCGAAGAAGAUCGCAACACUUCAUCAGGUCUGCCACCAAUAACACCGGCUCCGACACCGAGAUGGCAAUAUUGUCUGAACUAUCUAAGAGAUUGUGA
Messenger RNA from Colletotrichum phormii, 1407 nucleotides. RefSeq lists its product as uncharacterized. The record is from RefSeq and is a predicted model, not a curated record. The coding region runs from base 1 to 1407 and encodes 468 amino acids. The transcript has 7 exons. NCBI's taxonomy places the organism in Eukaryota, Fungi, Ascomycota, Sordariomycetes, Glomerellales, Glomerellaceae.